Molecule: messenger RNA, 3833 nt
Organism: Thlaspi arvense
Lineage: Eukaryota; Viridiplantae; Streptophyta; Magnoliopsida; Brassicales; Brassicaceae
Source: the annotation of a GenBank genome assembly
AUGGAGGACAACGAAGCGUCUUUGAUCGAAGAUCUCGCCGUUCAUAUUUUGUCCAUAUUGGAAAAAACCAGCCUAUCAAGUGGUAUCCAAGGCCUACACUCAGAUGAGGAUGUUCAACCCAAAAAAAAGACAAGAAAAGAUGGGGAUGAAGCGGACACGGUCGAAGAAACCACAAGUGCAAGUGAUGCUUCAGCUAUGUUGAGGAAUUCAAGUGAAAGAGCUUUCAAAGGAAUACCUUCUAAUGGAUUAGAACACACCGUCUGCAUCUACUGCGCAGAUACGUUACAGUACUCUUUUGCCAGCCAUCUCUCCGUGGGUUUCCACCGGAAAGGCAUUUCUGCAUCAGUAAAUUGCAAUGGGACUCUGGAUGUGAUAGAGGAAGCCAGCGCCUCUGUGGUGGUUAUAUCUAAGACUUACUUGUCCUCCCCCUCAUGCCUGGACAAGCUCGUGAAGGUUCUUCAGCUGGUCCAGCUGGUGGUUCCAGUAUUCUAUGGUAUUAGUCCAUCAGAUGUGGCGGUGGAGAAGGAGCAAGAAUCAGCUGAUCGGGUUAAAGAUUGGAGUAGCGCGCUCCAAGAACUGAGAGAAUUACCAGGCACACACUCUAGGGAGGAAUCUAGUGAGUGCGAACUUGUGGAAGAGAUUGUCAAAGACGGACUGUACCGUUUGUUGGAUGAACAUUUUGGGAAAAUUUUGAAGGAAAUUCCUCGUGUAUGCAGUAGCAUUACAAGACCUAGCCUCCCCGGGGAAAAAAUAAGCAAGAAGAGAACUCUUGUUGGAAAGGAACUGUCAGAAAUGGAGACGACGCUCCUCAACUUCAGGCUACGUGCUCCAUAUAAGAUCCAUGAUUUAUUCAAGAGCAGCUACGAAUCACUUAACGACAACGAGAAGGACAUUUUUCUGGACAUUGCUUGUUUCUUCAAGGGAGAAGAUGUUGACUAUGUGAUGCAGCUGCUUGAGGAAUGUGGUCUUUUUCCACAUGUUGGGAUUGAUGUCCUUGUGGAGAAGUGUCUGGUGACUAUUUCAGAAAACAGAGUUGAAAUGCAUAGAAUAAUUCAAGACUUUGGCAGAGAAAUAAUCAACGGAGAAACAGUACAGAUUGAGAGGCGUCGCAGACUGUGGGAACCUUGGACAGUCAAAUUUCUACUUGAAGAUGACAAACUUGAAGCCAAUGAAUAUCCCAAACCAACCUGUAAACGUGCUUUGGGCACUGAAGACAUCGAAGGCAUAUUUCUGGACACAUCGAAUUUACUUUUUGAUGUGAAGCCCACUGCUUUUGAGAAUAUGCUUAACCUUAGAUUCCUGAAGAUUUACUGUUCCAGUCAUGUAAACCACUGUGAACUCUGCCUUCCAAGAGGACUUGAGUCUCUACCUUAUGAGUUAAGACUUCUCCACUGGGAGAACUAUCCUUUGCAUUCCUUGCCACAAGACUUUGAGCCGAGCCACCUUGUUGAACUCAAUAUGUCUUACAGUCAGCUUCAGAUGCUCUGGGGAGGAACCAAGAACCUCGAUAUGCUGAAGAUGGUCAGGCUUUGUCAUUCCCAGCAGCUGACUGAAAUUGGCGAUAUUUGUAAAGCUCAAAACAUCGAGCUAAUAGAUCUCAAAGGCUGUAUAAAACUGCAGAGUUUUCCAGCCACGGAUCAUUUACAGCACCUCCGAGUUGUGAACCUCUCAGGUUGCAGAGAGAUCAAAAGUUUCUCGGAGGUUUCACCAAAUAUUGAAGAACUAGAUCUCCAGGGAACUAGCAUAAGAGAAUUACCGAUAUCCAUUGGAAAUGCCACUAGUCUUAGAAAUUUGGAGGAGAUUUCUUGUAUUACGAAUUCAACUAGUCUCAUAUCUAUGGAUCUCGAUGAAGACAAUAGCCUGCCUGUUGUUACUAUUAGCGACAACUCAGGAUCCAGGUGUAUCGAGGUUAGGCGCGCAAAGAGAGGGAAGUUGUACGUCCUCAGGGGUGAACAGAAUGAUGAACACCAUGUGUCCUUCACUUUUAUUCUUCGAGAUGAGAAUGAAAUUACUUUGAGCAGUUGUUUCCCCUUCUAUCAAGAAAGCGACAAUGCUUCUAAGGUGUCGAGAGAGGUGGUUGAGUUACUCGAGUCAACUGACCUUGACGUCACGUUUUUAGCUGAGCUGAUUGAUAUAUUACUUGUCAACUUGAUACCCACGUGGAAAACCGAUGUGACUGUCGAUCAUCUCAUCCCUUGGCAAUCGCCACUGAAUCCGAACUCAAGAAGUCAGCAGAACGAAGCUAAGACCCAGAAAGAUUGGACGUGGUCAAGAUCUCCCCCUCCGCCACCGCAACAACCACCGUCUCCGGCAUCGACAACCACCACAAGGAGCCACGAAAAUUCUUCAACUCUUCACAUGUUGAUACCAAAUCCAUCUCAUUAUCAAGUCUACGCUAAUGCCAUGUCUAUGCAUCAACUUCCACAUCAGCAUAACCAACAGCCGACGUGGCAGUCUCCUUCAUCCUCCGAUCAUCAUCACAACAGCCAAACCGAGAUCGGGACCGUCCACGUGGAAAACAGCGGAAAAGGCUUGUCUUUAUCUCGGUCGUCGUCUUUACAGGCUGCAGAAAAAGCCGAGGAGUAUAGAAACAUUUACUAUGGAAGCAAUUCUUCUAACGCACCAUCCCAUCAUCAAUACAAUCAAUUGAAGACUCCCUUUGCUGAUUUCUCUCAACACCAUCAAUUACCAAACCAGUUCCGAUCGUCUCCUGCGGCUUCUACCUCUUCCAUCGGAGCGACCAAUAUCUUAAGAAACUCGAGGUACACGAAGGCCGCUCAAGAGUUGUGGGAGGAGGUUUGUAGCGUUGGAAGAGAAUUUACUAAGAAAGCCAAAACUAGGAACAGCUUAAACCCUAAUACUAGCGGUGGCAGUGGCGGUGGCGGCGGCUCACCAUCCUCGGCCAGAGCAAUAAAGGAUCAUCCUCCUUUGUCGGCAUCUGAUCGGAUUGAGCAUCAAAGACGGAAAGUGAAGCUACUCUCCAUGCUUGAUGAGGUGUACCGACGGUACAACGAUUACUGCGAGCAUCUGCAGGUGGUUGUAAACUCUUUAGACAUAGUAAUGGGCCCUGGGGCGGCGUUACCGUACACAGCUUUGGCUCAAAAGUCUAUGUCAAGGCAUUUUCGAUGUCUUAAAGAUGCCGUCGCGGCUCAGCUUAGACAGAGCUGCGAACUUCUUGACAAAGAUGGAGCCGGAAUAUCUUCUUCCGGAUUAACUAAAGGUGAAACGCCGCGGCUGCGUUUGGUAGAACAGAGUUUGCGUCUGCAACGUGCGUUUAAUCAAAUGGGGACGAUGGAACAAGAAGCUUGGCGGCCACAACGCGGUUUGCAUGAACGCUCCGUUAGUAUCCUUAGAGCUUGGCUCUUCGAGCAUUUCCUUCACCCGUAUCCAAGCGAUGCAGAUAAGCACCUCUUGGCUCGUCAGACUGGUUUAUCCAGAAAUCAGGUGUCAAAUUGGUUCAUAAAUGCUAGGGUUAGAUUAUGGAAACCAAUGGUGGAAGAAAUGUAUCAAUCAGCAGCAGACGCAGACACAGCAGUAGAGACAGGUCAAGGUCUUGGAUCACCCGACAUCGAUGCUUACGAAAAUGACCCUUCAUCACUUCUACUCCCUGCCUCCUCCUAUUCCAAGGCUGCCUCAGUCUAGCUACCAUCUAUGAAAUCUCAGCUCAUAUCAUUGUACAUAGCACCCUUGAAUUGAGAAAUAAAACCGUUUUUAUUUUGAGAGUUCUCUCUAAUUUUUUUCUUUGUAUUGAGUGUCAAACUACAAGAGCCCCAAACUGUGUAGUAAAUGCCUUUCGUAGCCUUUUUGGUAUUUUAUGAUCCGUCAACCGAUUA